AUGCAGCCCAAGUCUCCCAGGAGGGACUCAACAUCAUCGCUCUCUUCGAUCUUCGCCACCGACCACGAAGACGAAGGCAGCACGCGCGACCCACCCGUCCGGCGAACCUGGAUCAAAGUCACAAAAGCACGACCGACACGUCCCCCCGCGCCUCCUCCAUCCCGACCGGCCAACAGCUUCAUCCUCUUCCGCGGCGACUUCAGCCGCAACUACCGCCAGCAGAACCCCAAGAGCAGGACGACCUCGCAGCUGAUCAGCCAGAUGGCCAGCAAGGCCUGGGCAGAGUCGUCGGAGGAGGUCCGCCAGCAGUACGGCGAGCUUUCCGUUGCUCGGGCCCGGGAACACAGGCAGAUGCUCGCCGCCCAUCAGGCUGACAAGCCGUGCGCAGUGGCGCAGUCCGGUGCUGCGGUGACCGCCACCACCGGUGCUGCCGAUGCUUCCGCGGCAUCGUCCGACGCUGCGACACGCGUGACCGCAGCCGCUGCCAAGCGGUGGCGGAAGGUCUCGACAGCAUCGCAGCGGAAGCGCAAGUCGAUCGACGCCGCCCUGGAGGCAGCGACGCCCAGCGAUCCGGCAGUGGCAGCACCGCCCAUCGAGCUGAUCAAGCGUAGCCCAGCUAAGAGAGGGAGGCGGAGUCUGGAUGCUUUGCAGACAUCCUCGCAGUCGACCGGCGCGAAAGCAUCUGCUCAAAACACGAGGAGCCGCUCACAGUCGGUGUCUUCGGCGGUACAUGCUCGAGCAUCGCAGCCCGACCAGCCCGAAAAGGCACAGCCGCCUCCCCUUCCCGUCGGCCAAGCUGUGACGACUGAGGGCAAGGAAGACCUUGUGGACGGCCUCUACAAGGCAUUGGGACCGGAGAAGGCGCGGAAGCUGGCCGAGUCCCUGAAGCGGCGCGGCUGGACGGUGCCCUCGCUAUCGCAGACCGAUCAGCACAGUUCCGGUCCUGGCUCACAGACGGCUCCGCUCCCGCGCCGUCCAGAGGAGUUCGGGAUGCAAGCGCCACACAUCACCCUCCGGACUCGUAACGCUGCUGACCAUGCAGCCUUGCAGGACUGGACAGUGACUUCGUCAUACAGCGCAACCGCCCCUCGGCCAGACGGCACAGCGGCUCCGUGGGAGGUGUUUGCCAACCACACCAUGUGUCAAGCCCCUCCGCGAGCAUACUACUCGGAUGCGAUGCUCGAGCAACUUGGCCUUCUCACGGCUCCGCCUGACACCUGCGCAGGGCAGGCCGCACCUGACUUCGACAUCGCCGAAUCGCACGCAGCUGAUGGAGCAACAAGCGACACGAUCCAACCCAAGCAGCACGAAUCGCCUCGAGACGGCCAUGACUACCGCGGCAAAAUGGCGGCAGAUCCUUCGCACCAGUACGACAUCUUCGAUCCGUUUCAGCAGCAGCCAGCGGAUCUGCCAGCGGCCGACGGAUAUGGCCUUCCGCAGCGGCAGCUCCAUCAGCCCACGAUAGCGUCGACCAACGAGUCAGCCGUCAUCGACGAUCUUCUCCGCGCCAUCUUUCCAGAGACCUCGCAGCCGCGGCUCGACCCGAACUUCGCCACCGAGCUCAAGCUGUUCUCACAACCUCCAAAGCUUGACUCGGAUGCAAGCGUGCAAGCUACGUUCAGCAGCUUUGACCGGCAGGAUCACCCUCUUGCUCAGACAGCUGUCUGCGAGGCGAACGCGUAUGGCGAGUCGUGCACUAUGUUGAGCAACUCGGCAGCGGCCGGCGCUGACCACGGCGCGACCGACCUCAUGCCGGCCUUCGACAUGCCUGCCGCAAUUGACCAGCUGCCAGUAGUGUCAAGUCCCAAAGUCGAGACUUUCGACCCUCCGAUGCUCGGUCCGCUGUUCUUCGACGUUGCCUCCUCGACACUAGCCACGACGCCAGCUGCCGACGCCACGCGCGCCCAGACUCAACAGCAGCAACCGCCGGGCACGCCAUCCGGGACGCCGACCCGCAGUCAGUCGCUGCGACAUCGUCGGCAGCAGUCGCGCAGCAAGUCGCCGGGACGCAAGGAGCGGCAUCAGCGACGCAAUUCGCACGCCCCCACCUCGAUGCCCUUCUCUCCGCCCGUCACUGGCGUCGACUCGACCUGGCUGCAGGACUUCCUGGAUCAGACGGCGGUGCACGCCGCGCCGAUGCACAACUUUAGCCGUCCACUCUCCAUCACCUCUCCGCCUCCCACGGCUGCGCCGAACCAGGCGCCGAGUACGGUGAAGACCGAUACUGAGGUGCCGGAGUGGGGCAGCUGGCUGCAGAACCUCGAUCCAUCGGCUGGCUACGGCGGUCCGAGCUUGGGCCAAGCGGCUUCGACGAUCUCAGCACCGAACGCGGUGCCGCCAUGGCACCCAGUCGCCGACUCAUUGAGUCCGAUCAAGGCACCGUCACCGGUCAUCAUGAAUCACAACUAUCCCUCAAGCAGUUCGGCGCAACAGCCGCACCACGCGCACGACCUCGGCGACGCCUCCGCCGCCCCACAUCAUCCGGCCGCCUCAUCAGGAGCAAGGUCGAGUCUCGAGGCGGCCAUGACCUUCCGCCGCCAGAUCCCGCCGCCCUUGUCUCUGCACAGUCCGCCGUCCUCCACGACGUCCACCGGUGGCGGAGCGAGCACGGGCAGUACCACUGACGCGACGUCGACGUCGGCGUCGACGUCGAAGCUGGCCAAAUGGGCCACAAAGGCGACGCAAAAGUCGCGCACCCUCCUUGACCGCUUCAAGUCGACGCCGCUCUCGCCGCACCGGCAAGCUCAGCACGGAGCCUUCUCCCCGCCUCCGAAUGUGUUGCCGCGCCCGCUUUUCGUCUACCUGGACGAGACGGCCGAGGCUGCAGAGGGGGAAGGGCAAGCGCAAGCGCAAGGGUCGGCACCGUACCCCUCCUCGGCUUGCCUCACUGCCAUUGAGACUGUUUCUGUGCCUCCAGAUACGGCCUCGUUUUCGCUAGAACAGCAGCAGCAGCAGCCACAGCAAGCGGGCAAGGUGGAACAGAGGGGAGGAGGAGCAAGGCAGACGACGCCCGUUGCGGAACAGCCGACCAUCAAGCUCAACGGGGAGUACACGCGCGAGGAGCUGCUAAGGCUCGUCCAGGGACGAAUCUGA
Molecule: messenger RNA, 3093 nt
Organism: Pseudozyma flocculosa PF-1
Lineage: Eukaryota; Fungi; Basidiomycota; Ustilaginomycetes; Ustilaginales; Ustilaginaceae
Exons: 2
Coding region: 1-3093 (1030 amino acids)
Source: RefSeq, a predicted model, not a curated record